Messenger RNA from Argentina anserina (silverweed cinquefoil), 1430 nucleotides. Its product is annotated as ankyrin repeat-containing protein BDA1-like. Bases 84 to 1430 code for a protein of 448 amino acids. Gene Ontology annotation, molecular function: protein binding. The record is from RefSeq and is a predicted model, not a curated record. The transcript is spliced from 2 exons. Lineage: Eukaryota; Viridiplantae; Streptophyta; Magnoliopsida; Rosales; Rosaceae.
GAAGACAUCCACGCAAUAAAAAGUUUCUCCCAUCAACACAUCCUUAUCGAAAAAUUAAACCAAUCCAAAUCAGGAGAGUUAGAAUGGACGGAAGGCUUAUUGAGGCUUCUCAAAGCGGAAAUGUCCAACUUUUGCAUCAGUUGCUGGCUGAGAAUCCAGUCAUACUCCAUAAUAUUGCGCUGGCUUCAGACGAGAACCCUUUACACAUUGCUUGCUUGGCUGGCCAUGUUGAGUUUGUUAAGGAAAUUCUAAGGCUGAAGCCAGGUUUUGCUAAAGAUAUCAACCAGGAUCGGUUUAGCCCCAUGCAUAUUGCGUCUGCCAACGGGUACCUAGAGAUUGUGAAAGAGCUGCUUCAGAUUGAUCCGAGACUCUCCCAACUUAAAGGAAAAGACCAAUGGACAGCUCUUCACUAUGCAGCUAGCAAAGGGAGGAUAGACAUUAUCAAAGAAAUGGUUUCAGCUUGUUCGGAAUGUAUCGAAGAUGUGACCGAGCAAGGGGAGACUGCUUUUCACCUUGCUGUUAAGAACAACCAGUUUGAAGCUCUUGAAGCUAUAGUGGCAUUGAUCCGUGAAAGGAACAAACUUGACAUCCUCAACAUGAAAGAUAAUAAUGGCAACUCGGUUCUUCACCUAGCAACCUGGAAGAAGCAACAUCAGGUGGUGCAAUGUUUACUUGCCAUUAACGGAACUAGUUCUCCGGCCACAUUGGACGUAAACAAUGUGAACCAGAGUGGUCUAACAGCUCUUGAUCUGCUACUAAUCUUCCCAAGUGGAGCUGGUGACCUGGAGAUCGACGGCAUCCUUCGUAGUGCAGGAGCUUUGAGAGCACGAGACAUAGUCCACACCAAUCACAACCAUACCGUAUUAAGUGUCACGACAGUAUCAGAAAGCCACGAUCGUUUGCAUUUGGACCCCAAAAAUUUGGUCGAGUACUUCAAGUUCAGGAGGGGCAGAGACUCUCCUGACGAUGCACGAACUGCCCUGUUAGUCGUGGCGGUACUGGUGGCCACUGCAACCUAUGAAGCAGCAAUAAACCCUCCAGGUGGUCUUUGGCAGGACACAAACUUGAGCAAGAAUGGCACUGAACCACCACACCUUGUAGGGACUGCAAAUAUUGCCUCAUAUAACACAGCUUACUAUGUCGUUGGAGCAGUUUUCAACUCCAUAGGGUUUUCUGUUUCUCUUCAAAUGAUCAAUAUCCUCACAACCAAUUUCCCAUUGCGAUUGGAGCUUCAAGUGUGUGGUGUUGCAAUGUACUUUACGUACGUGACUGCAUUGAUUACUAUAUCUCCUGGCUUGACCUCAGGGUGGUACACAUUUUUUGUGCUAGUGCCAUUUCUGCCUGUUGUGUUACUACCUGCCGUCAGGCUUAUCAUCAGGCUUACAGAACCUCUGCAAAAUCGGCUGCGGACCUUGGGAUUACUGUCCUAA